UAUCGAGACUAUGAACGUUGAUUCUCAAUGAUUUGGAGGACCGAGAGGCGGCCGAGAGGAAAGAAUGACAGCUCCAGACGGUUUGGUACAUCGACAGGUGGCAUUAGUGUCGCCAGUGGUGGAAUUGCGGCGUGGCCGCGUUCGAAUAAGAUAUAUCAAUCGGUAUCGCUGGUUAAUACUCUUCCGACGGUGCCUCGGCGGGGUGAACACCGUUCGGCGACAUCAUUGCUGACCGUUGCUCACUGGAUGAUUUUCAUCGCGAUGCUCCACUCAUGGACGAGUCGAUUACCGUAUACUUUUCUUUGCGUUGUCGUGGCUGUGUCAGUGUUGACAAUAUUCGCUCAUGCGCAGCGGGAAAUCGACGAGUUAGCCGCGAGCGAGCCGCGAAAGAGCGGCGAAUCCAAAUCAAGACUCGACGAAGAGCUGUUUAAGAAAUUAUUUGCUCAACGACGAAAAGAUCACAUAGAAGCUGUGCAAACUCUCUUAAAGAUGGACAAUUACGAGCGUCUGUACAAAAUGAUCGCGAUGCUAGUUGAGAAGGCAGUCGAGGUCAUUGAAUCGAGUAAGAGUGUCCUCGAGAAGGCCGAUUUCCUACAGAACAAUAGUUCCUUUCCAGAAGAUGCCAACGUCAAAGAUGCAUUGUCUAACAUCCUGGAGAACAUCGUGCUCUUCGGAGACAUCGUGCUGCAUUUGCCGGACAUCACUCACAGGAUACUGAGGACGCAACCGGGAUGGAACUCUACAAUACACUGGUCCCUGAAUUUCGCCAAUCAGACGCGGUAUUUACUGAAUAAAUCGACCAUCACGAUGUUUCGUUUGGUCGAACAGGAGCUGAAUAUUACGGAACGCGAUCCAGCCUACUUAAAUCCGUAUAGGAGUGCUGCGCACGCCGGCCAGCGCGAGGAUUCUAUAAAGAAGUCUGUGAAGAAAGAAAAACGCAAAAAGGGACCGCAGAUUGCUAAAAUCGAACUGUGAGCCCUUACUUCCGACGCUCGCGAGAUUUCUCCGACCGGUUCCUAAAUCGCCUCGUUAAAAAGCGGGCUCUCUGCGACGCCGCCACGCCGCGCCGUUAAAAUCCUAGAGAAUAUACCAUAUCUGAUUCUAAGGGGCUGAUUCUGUAACUCUUAACGACAGUCGUUGAUGUCGUUGCGCAGAUAUUAUGUAGAGUGAAAAAGCUGCACAA
Molecule: messenger RNA, 1183 nt
Organism: Trachymyrmex cornetzi
Lineage: Eukaryota; Metazoa; Arthropoda; Insecta; Hymenoptera; Formicidae
Product: coiled-coil domain-containing protein 134
Exons: 3
Coding region: 28-975 (315 amino acids)
Source: RefSeq, a predicted model, not a curated record